Heterostelium album PN500 is the source of this 387-nucleotide messenger RNA. RefSeq lists its product as uncharacterized. The record is from RefSeq and is a predicted model, not a curated record. Lineage: Eukaryota; Evosea; Eumycetozoa; Acytosteliales; Acytosteliaceae. The transcript has a single exon. The coding region runs from base 1 to 387 and encodes 128 amino acids.
AUGUUGAAAAUCAUUGCUUUACUUGCUAUCUGCAUUUCAGUUACUUUGGCCUCUACUUGUGCCACCACUGGUUGCCCCGCAGACCGUGGUUGCUAUGGUACUAUAAAUGCUACCCCUGCCUGCUAUAAAUAUGGUAAUUGUGGUAUCGUACCUUGUCCACACGGUCAAUCCUGUUUGGUAAUUGGUGGUCAUGCUCAAUGUGUAGUUCCAACACACUGCCCAGCUUGCAACUCAAACCAAGCGUGUGCUUUUGCUUCUGGAAAUUGUGGAAUUGUUCCUUGUUCACCUGGUUGCUACACUUAUGGAAAUUGUGGCAUCGUACCAUGUCCACACGGUCAAUCCUGUUUAGUUAUUGGUGGUCACGCACAAUGUGUUCAUGCUCUCUAA